Molecule: messenger RNA, 496 nt
Organism: Mesitornis unicolor (brown roatelo)
Lineage: Eukaryota; Metazoa; Chordata; Aves; Mesitornithiformes; Mesitornithidae
Product: nucleoside diphosphate kinase
Exons: 3
Biological process (GO): regulation of apoptotic process; UTP biosynthetic process; CTP biosynthetic process
Molecular function (GO): nucleoside diphosphate kinase activity
Source: RefSeq, a predicted model, not a curated record
UGAUAUUUAAUGUUCCAUCUGUCCCUUUAAAGGCCUCUGAAGACCUUCUCAAACAACAUUACAUUGACCUGAAAGACCGACCAUUCUACCCUGGUCUGGUUAAAUACAUGAAUUCUGGACCUGUUGUGGCCAUGGUAUGGGAAGGACUCAAUGUGGUUAAAACCGGAAGAGUAAUGCUUGGGGAAACAAACCCUGCAGACUCCAAGCCUGGUACCAUCCGUGGUGACUUCUGCAUUCAAGUAGGAAGAAACAUCAUUCACGGCAGUGACUCCGUAGAAAGCGCGCAGAAGGAGAUCAACCUGUGGUUCAAACCUGCAGAGCUCAUCGACUUCAAGUCCUGCGCACAUGACUGGAUCUAUGAGUGAAAUGAGUUGCCACAAUAAAUUGUGCCUUCGUAACCCGUCAUCUCAUUCCAGCUCUUGACCUGGGAGCAAUGACCACCACGGUUAUCUUAGUCAUUUUCAGCACUGUCAAAUAAAUAGAUGAUAUGAGCUAA